Candida tropicalis MYA-3404 is the source of this 1470-nucleotide messenger RNA. It is a transcript of the gene OSM1, whose product is annotated as Osm1p. Gene Ontology annotation, molecular function: oxidoreductase activity; FMN binding. The transcript has a single exon. The coding region runs from base 1 to 1470 and encodes 489 amino acids. NCBI's taxonomy places the organism in Eukaryota, Fungi, Ascomycota, Pichiomycetes, Serinales, Debaryomycetaceae. The record is from RefSeq and is a predicted model, not a curated record.
AUGAGUAAAUCGAUUGCCAAAUUUGAUACAAUUGUCAUUGGAUCUGGAUUAGCUGGUUUAACAACCACUUAUCAAUUACUUAAAUCUGGUCAAAAAGUAUUGUUAUUAGAAAAAUGUGAAAAAUUAGGAGGUAAUUCCAUUAAAGCUUCUUCUGGUAUCAAUGGUGUUCCAACUAAAUAUCAACCACAACCACAAGUCGACUCCAUUGAAUCAUUUGUUGAAGAUACUUUGAGAUCUGGUAAAAAUUUAAAUGACAAAAAGAUGGUUGAUAUCUUGACUCAGAAUUCUAAAGAUGCAAUCAACUGGUUGAAUGAUGAAAUUAAUGUUGAUUUAACCAACGUUGUCUUAUUAGGUGGUCACUCACAUGCUAGAACUCAUAAAGGUGAUAAAUUACCACCAGGUUUUGCCAUUGUAUCUGGAUUGACUAAGAAAAUUGAUGGUAUUCAACAAGAAAACCCAGAAAAAGUCACAAUCCAAAAGGAAUCUGCCUUGAGCAAGAUUUUAAUUGAAAAUGGUAAAGUGAAAGGUAUUGAAUAUGAAGAUAAAGAUAAAGCAGCCCAUCAAAUUGAAGCUGAUAAUGUUGUUUUAGCAACUGGUGGAUUUUCUGCCGAUUUGAGUGCUACUUCAUUAUUGAGAAAAUAUAGGCCUGAUUUAGUUCAUUUCCCGCUGUCCAAUGGUGCUCAAACUACUGGUGAUGGACAAAAAAUUGCCGAACGUGAUGUUAAUGCCGAAUUGACUCAUAUGGAUAAAGUUCAAGUCCACCCAACUGGAUUUAUGAAGUUGGAUAAUCCAAACGAAGGUUGGAAAUUCCUUUGUGGGGAACUUAUGAGAGGUAUUGGUGGGAUUUUACUUUCCCCAAUGUCUGGAUGGAGAUUUAUUGAUGAAUUACAAACUAGAGAUGUUGUUACUGAUGCUGUUUUGAGUAAAUCACAAAUUCCAAGUGAUAACACGAUUGGCUUGAAAGCAGAAAACGGAUACGGUUCUAUUCUUGUCAUUGGUGGUGAUGAUUGCACCAAGGCUACUUCACAUAUUGGUUUCUACAAAUCUCAAGGUUUGUUAAAAGAAGGAUCUCUUGAAGAUUUGUUUGCAUUGUUGAAACAAUUAAACCCUAAUGUUCCUUUGACUCUUGAACAAUUUAAAGAAAACUUUGCUGAUCUCAACCAGGUUGUUGAUGGUAAGAAAAAUGAUCCGCUUGGUAGAACUAAUUUUGGUGGUCAAUUUGGUGAAGAAAAAUUAUGUUUUGGUGUCACCACUCCAGUUGUUCAUUUCACUAUGGGUGGUAUCAAGGUUAACUCAGACAAUGCUAAGGUUAUGACCAAAUCCGGUGAAACCAUUCCAAACUUGUUUGCUAUUGGUGAAGUAAGUGCUGGUGUUCAUGGUAAUAACCGUUUAGGUGGUUCUUCAUUGUUGGAAUGUGUAGUAUUUGGAAGAUUUGUUAGUGAGAAAAUUAUCUCCCAGAUUCCAUUGUAA